GUCACCUUAGACGGCACCAUAGAUAUAAAUAUAUUAAGGAGCAUCUAUCAAAGCCUAGUUUGGAUGGGGUGUUCUUUCAGCAAACAACGGCAGAGGCUUAUUGGGCAUCAUAAACAGGAAGAAGACCCAGCAGCAGUUCUUGCUGUCCAAACCUGCUUUGAUAUUUGUGAUAUUGAAGCACUGUAUGAGCUGUUCAAGAAAUUAAGUAGCUCCAUAGUUGAUGACGGCCUCAUCAGCAAAGAGGAAUUUCAACUUGGCUUAUUUGGUAACAGCAAGAAACGAAACCUUUUUGCCGAUAGGAUAUUUGAUUUAUUUGAUUCGGGAAAGGAUGGGGUGAUAGAGUUUGGAGAGUUUGUUAGAGGACUCAGCGUGUUCCAUCCUGCAGCGCCCCAACCACAAAAAGCAGCUUUUGCAUUUCGGCUCCACGAUAUACGGCAAAGUGGCUUUAUUGAACGCGACGAGGUAGGGAAUAAUAAGGUGCUGUUUUGUGAAAAUAUCUUCAUUGAGAAGAUGAUAUUGCGAACGGUAAGAGAGAUGAUUGUGGCACUACUAAGCGAGUCCCAAUUGGUGUUUUCUGAUGACAUAAUUCAGCUCAUAAUCGAUAAGGCUUUUCAAGAAGCAGAUCUCAAAGGAGAUGGUAAAAUUGAUCCAGACGAGUGGCAACAAUUUGUGGCUCGAAAUCCAUCUUUAUUGAGGAAUAUGACAAUUCCACAUUUGAAGGACCUUAAUAAGGAGUUUCGUAAUUUUGAAUUAAGUCCAGACUUUAUUGAAGAUGAUAUAAGAAACCUCUGAGAAUCUUUUGACUACAGACUACGUACCUCAGAACAAGGAAGAAUAUUUUUUGCAGUCUCAGCAAUAUAAUGAGAGAGAUAAGUGUCCAGUAACGUUAUUAACACAGAAGUCAAUGAAGAGGAGACCAUUCUUAGAAGCUGUAGAAAAGUAGCAUGAGACUAUUUCAGAACUAAAUGUGACAUAAUAGAAGUCUUAGAUUAAUCAAAAGCACUAGUGGGUAAAGGUGGGAACUCCCGUUACAAUAGAAACAAAACUUGUACUAAAGAGAAACAACUUGUGAGGUUCACCAUCAACCUAAACUUCUUUUUUAUUCAUUGAAUAAAAGUUUUACCUGCCUUAGAUUUAAAAAAAAAAGACUACAAAAAACUUUAGAAUAGUAACCGAUUUUAAUGACCGAAAAAAUUGGUUGCUAAUAGCGAUUAAUUUA
Molecule: messenger RNA, 1219 nt
Organism: Arachis duranensis
Lineage: Eukaryota; Viridiplantae; Streptophyta; Magnoliopsida; Fabales; Fabaceae
Product: calcineurin B-like protein 7
Exons: 8
Coding region: 64-792 (242 amino acids)
Biological process (GO): calcium-mediated signaling
Molecular function (GO): calcium ion binding; kinase binding
Source: RefSeq, a predicted model, not a curated record